GGUGGGCGUGGCCGGCUCUGCGCUUGUGCUCUGUGAGGCGAGGCAAGAUGGCGGAGGAGGAGAAGCUCCCCGCGGGCUGGGAGAAGCGCAUGAGCCGCAGCUCCGGUACCGCCGCGGAAGAGGGAAAGGGGCGGCGGGCGGGCGGAGGGCGAGGGCCCGGCAGGAGGGUGGAUGGGCCUCGGGGGAGAAGGAGGGCGGAGAGGCGCCCUUCGCGGUCGGGGCCGGUCGCCUCGGAGGCCCUUUCGCGCCCCGGAGGGGAGGCGGGAGAGGGGCUGCGGGGAGGGGGCGCGGGCGGGGAUAACGGGGCCGCUGGGGAUUGCGGGGGGGGGAGGAGCUUGUGGGACACAAGAAUAAGAAUAGCAACAGCGACGCAGUCGUAGAACCAUAGAAGUAUAGCGGUGGAAGUGACCCCCAGGGUCAUCUAGUCCAGCCCCCUGCAAUGCAAGAAUCUUCCCCAACGUGGGGCUUGAACCCAUGACCCCGGCAUUAAAGGUCUCGUGCUCUGCUGACUGAGCUGGCUCAUAGAGAACAAUCGUGGUUUCUCAUUGCUUUUCAUAGAAUCGUAGAGUUGGAAGGGAUCUCAGGAUCAUCUAGCCCCCCCCCCCCGCAAUGCAGGAAUCUCAUCCGAAGCAUCCAUGACAGAUGGCCAGCCAACCUCUGAUUAAAAACCUCCAAGGAAGGAGAGUCCACCACCCUCCAUCCUGAAGUAAAACAGCUCUUGUCGUCAGAAACUUUUUUCUGAUGUUUUGUUGGAAUCUCCUUUCUUAUAACUUGAAGCCAUGGGUUCAAGUCUUGCCCUCCAGAGCCGGAGAAAACAAGCUUGCUCCAUGUUCCACAUGGCAGCCCUUCAGAUAUUGGAACAUGGCUUCUUCCUUCCUACUCCUAUUCCCUCCCCCCAUUUAUUUCUCCACCAAUUUAUUUCUCCACCCAUUUCCAUCCACUAAAAAAAUAUCCUGAGGACCACUUACACUGUUCUGAUAAUAAUAAUAAUAAAUAACACAGCCCCAUGGAAAAGUAUGGUGGUUUCUUCCUUCCUACUCCCACAUCCCUGCCCCCCAAUUAUUUUUCUUCUCUUUCCCCACCUCACAAAAAAACCAUACCCUGAAGGCCAAGGACUGUAAUACAGUGCCCCCAGUUCCUGUUCCCUGGAGCCAGUCCAGGAGAGUACCAUGGUCAAUGGUAUUAAAUGCCAGUGAGAGAUCAAGAAUCAGGAGCAAGAUCACACUCCCCCUGUACCGCUCUCUGCAAAGGUGACCAUCAGGGGGACCAAGGCUGACUCAGUUCUAUAGCCAGGCCUGAACCCAGAUUGGAAUGGAUCUGAAGAAUUAUGUCAUCCAAGAAUGCUGCCUAACCACCACCUCUCUCUCCCCCCCGCCCCCGUGGGUAUGGGCAUCUGGGUUGUAUUUAAGCAUUGGUUUUAUCAGCAGCUGUCUUUCAUGAGUUUAUCCAAUGCCUUUGGAAAGCCAUUCUGAGUCAGUGACCAUUAACAUCCCAUAAGUGAAGCAUUGUGCAAAAUACUUCCUUUUGUUGUCCUGAAUUUCCAGCUAGUCAGUAUAACUGGGUCACUGUACAUUCUAUUCUUAUGAGAAACACAAUAUCUUUUUAAGUUCUCUUAAUAUUAGCCCUGUUAUCACUCCAGUAAUUUGUUUUUAAAAGUAAAAUAAUAAUAAUACUGUAAUAAUAAUUUUUAUUUAUACCCCACCCUCUCCAACCGAGACCGGGCUCAGGGUGGCUAACACCAAAUAAAUAAAGUACAUUAAAAACAAAAUUAAACACUCAGGUGUAGCCUUUACAUAUAGAGAAAGUAGUCCAAUCACUUCAAUGUCUUUCCUACACCUUUUCCAACUCUACAAUAUAUUUUUUGAGAUGUGGGGGAUUAGAACUUCAUUAGGUGAAUAUAUAGCAGCAUUCUCCCAAUCUGAUGUGCUGAGCGACGAAUUUUAUAAGCUCCAGCCAAUAGUGAAGACAUGUGCUGGCUGGGGCUGAUUUGAGUUGAAUUCCAAAGUAUUUGGAGGGCACCAGGUUUGUGGAAAUGUGGUAUACCAAAUUGCACAUGUCCUCAGUAUUGGGGUAUAUGAAGGGACAUAAGAAGAGCCCCCGUUAGACAAGUCCAAAGGCCCACCUAGUCCAACAUCUUACUUGUUCAGUGGCCAACUAGAUGCAUAUGAGAAGCCUACAAGUAGAGCCUGAAGGCAGUGGCCCCUCUCCUCACUUGUGAUUUCCCACAACUGGUAUUCUGAGGUACACUGCCUCUGAAAAUGGAGGUAAAACAUAGCUAUCAUGGAUAGUAGCCACUGAUAGUAUUCCUUCUAUGAAUUCUAAGGGUUUGAUGCCAGCUUUCUAUGUCCACUUCCUUUCCUAAUCCCAACAUGGAAGCCACCCUUUUCCCACUGCUGCUGCACAUAGAGUUCAUUAUUUUUUAACCAUGUACCAUGAUGCAACAACAUCUUUCCUGGAUAGUCACAUUGCUGUAUGCAUGAAAAUGGCUUUGUUGUUACUAUUGCUCCAGUUUGUUUCAUUUUAAAACGACAUUAAACCUCAUUUGCCGUUUUCUUGCCAUUCACCCAUUUGUAAAGACUUCCAAAAGGAUCGCUCCAUUUCGCUCAAGCCUUUGCCAUCCUAAAUAGUCUGUCUGCAAACUUGGCAAAGUUUGCUCACCUCUGUUUCUGUGUCAUGCAGAUCCUCCAAGAAGCAUCUGUUCCAAUACAGAUCCUCACUGCUUAUUUCCUUCGAUUAUGAAUAUUGGCGUGUUCCUGUCCUCUGUUUCCCAUUGUUUUACCAGUUUUUGUUCUGUAAGGGCACUUGCCCUUUUACUCAGUGACUACCAAGGGUUUCUUCACUGGUGUUUUUGUUAAGAGACUUUUUGAAAAGCAUUUUGGAACUCUAGGUAUGAUUAUCCCUGGCUGCACAUGAUUACCAACACUCAGAGAAUUCUAAAAGGUUGUUGGGGCAGGACUGCACUGCAGAAGCCAUGCUGAUUCCUCUUAGUGAUGCUUGUUCUAUGUUAAAUUGUACUUUGAAUUGUGUUUUCUACCAGUUUAUAUAGGACAGAAGCUAGGCCAAUAGGGUUGUUAGUUAUGGACUCCCCUCUGCUUCUCCUUUCUCCCUUUAUUUAUUUAUUUUCUUACAUGACCUUCACCAUAAGGUCUCAGGCAGUUUAGAAUAUAAUAAAACAGUAUUAAAAUCAAUUAAGCAAUUUGCACCAGAAGAAUAGGGUGGAUCCUAAAAAUGGAUGUUGUAUUGGCUACCUCAGAAAGGUGUGCUGAUGGUUGUGACAAGUUUCCUAUUAGUGAGUGUGUGUUAACUGACCAGGUAACAUCUUAAUUUGUCAGAUCUAGAACAUCAUCUCCUGCCACUUCUAUUUGACUUAGUUCUUCAGGUGUCUACUCAGGGGAAAAGUGGUGAAGGCAGUUAUCUGCAGCAGGGUCCACAGUGAGAACGAAUACAAAUAAUACAUUCAGCUUCUCUCCUCCUCCUUUAGGAAUCCUUUUACUCUUCUGUUGUUUAGCUGUUCAGCCAUCUCCCUGCUUGUCUUUUCUGCUUCUGAUAAAUGAUAUUGGAUUGUUAUAGGUCAUAGAAUAAUAGAAUUGUAGAGUUGGAAGGGCCCCUAAACAUAAUCUAAUCCAACCCCCUGCAAUGCAGGAAUAUGCAGCUGUUCCAUAUGGGGAUUUAACCUGCAACCUUGGCAUCAUCAGUACUAUAUUUACAGGACCUUUUUACAGUAGGUCCAUUGAAAUUAAUAUGCCUAAGUUAGUCAUGUUUGCUAAUUUCAAUGGAUGGUAUUAUUGUGGAAGUGGAAUAUUUUCUGCUUGUGCAACGGGACUUCUCCCUUCUGGCCCUAUGCAUGCCUUGAGACCCCCAGAGCAGAUUUAGGGGCAUGCAAGGGAAGAAUGUUUCAUUGUGCAAGGGUAAAUUCCACCCAGUGGGUCUGCGCUGAGUAUUACUAACAUUGUUGACUAUAUUUUUACCAAUUUGAUUCCAUAGUUGAGGGUGCAUGCCAUGGAUUUUUUAGUCAAAGUGAACCAGCCAAGAAGAAGAGGGAAGUAUUAGUAUGUUUGAGAGAUCCCCAAGGUUUGCAGAAAUAGAAGAAAAAAAACCUCCAGGAAAUGAUACAAAAGAAAACCUGAAGCAAAAAAAAUAUAUGACAAGACUGCGCAUGCAUGUAGUUACAUUGAGGAAAGGGGAGGGAAGAAAAAGCAGAGCUUGGAUCCAGAAGUGUGACACUACUAAGCCACACUUACGAGCCGGAUUCAAACUGUACAGGGACGUUGAUUGUGUUGGCUGAUGGCAGAGGAGGAAGGAAAAGGUAGGAGAUGGAAGAUGGAGGGAGAAAGCUACCCCCCUUCCCCCCAAAAAAACCCCACCACCCAGAUGGUGGAGAGGGAAUGAUGAAUGGAAACCAUGGAUGAAGUGAGGGGGUUGUAGGCUGCACAAUAUCUUAAGAGAGAAAUUUAAAAGGUGGCACCCCAGAGAAAAAGCCACGUGAAGACUUGGCAUGCUCAAAAUGUCAGUUGGAAAAGAUAAACAGAAAACUUUGGGGUGAGUUGGGAAAGUAGUGUCCUGAGGAGCACUGGGUGAGUUUGCAAGGAGCUGGCUAGAACCCUGAGCCAGGGAUUUUUACAGAUAAACAUUUUGUUUCAGGUCUGACUUGUGCUCUAAAUUCUUCAUCAUUUUUCUUAUUGUCGGUUCAUACUUAUUUUGUUAGGGUUUAUGCUUCUUUUUUUUCUCCUAAUUCGGGUUAGACUUCCACUUUUUAAAGGAAACCUUGCAUUUGCUUCUGCGACUGCUUGUCAACCGCAGACAUCCGCUUGAACUUGUUUGUCCCUUUCGUAAUCUGAGUAUAUUUUAUCUGAUACUGUAUUUAGUAAGUGGCCAUGUUGCACUUUCAGAGCAACUUAUAUCUAUCUAUCUAUCUAUCUAUCUAUCUAUCUAUCCUGCCAUCACAUGAGAGCCCAGGACAGCUAACAAAUACAGUGGUACCUCUGUUUUCUAGCGUCUUGGAAGCUGAAUGUUUCAGAACCUGAACGCCAAAAACCCGGAAGUAAUUGCUUCUGUUUUCAAACACGUCUUUGAAGUGGCACAGCUUCUGCUGCAUUUUUUUCUUUUUUCUCCAUUGACUUUGCCAUCUACCCUUUGUUUUUUUUUUUAAAUAAUAUUUAUUACUUUUAUAUAUUACAAAAAAAGAGAAAAAAGAAAAAAAGAAAAAAAAACAGAAGAAAAAACAAAGGAGAAAAACAAAAAGGAAAAACAAUACAAUAUAUAAACAAUACAAAACACAACCUAAACUCAAAACUAAACACAUUAAACUAAGCUAAACAAACCCCACUCCCUAACCUUAACCCUGAAUAGAACAAAACAAAAACAAUUUAAAAACAUACAUCGUCUCUUUUCCAUACUCUAUUUUUCAUUCCCUUGUUUCCUCGACCUCCUCACACCUCCCUUUUUGUGUUCCACUUCUAUAAAUUGUUUCAGCAAAUCCUUUCCAUCUUUCUCCAUUUUCUGUGAUAUUGUAAAUAACAUAUUUUUUAACCUUAUUUUCCAUUAAAACUAAAAUACUUAUAUGUGCAUAACAUUCUGUUAAGCCCAUAAAAAAUAAAAAUAAAAAUCAUUCCACCAUUUUUCUAUCACUCAUUAGUUUUACCAUAAGUCUAUAUAUAAACUUUAAAUUUUCCAGUCUUCUUCCACCAUCUCCUCUCCCAGGUUUCGGGUUCUGCCAGUCCUUUCCGUCAAUUCCAUAAAGUCCAUCAACCUGGUGAUCUUAUGUCCGAGCUCUUAACUCUUUUCCAAGUCCCUUCUGCAGGUCUUCUUCAUUUUCUUUAAUGCUAAAGAGCAAAUCUCGGGGAAACUCCAGCCUGUCAAUCCUUUUCUUCCUUCUGAACAGAUCAACUAAAUUUCCAUAGUUAAGGCUACAGUCCAUAAAGUAUUUCCGGGUAUAUUUCAAAAUUCUUCCAAUUCCAAAGGCCCCCAAAACUUCAAUCUCCUCCAGGCCCAAGUCCAUGUCCCAAAAGUCAGUUAAUCCCUGCAUAAAGGGCUCUUUCCAACUUUCCUUCUUUAAUCCAAGCCGGGAUCCAUUCCUCGGAGUCUGACUUUUCCUAGAUUCAAUCAUAGAAGGCCUCAAUUUAUAAUCCUCAAUUUGCUUCUGUAAAACCACAGAUCUCACUUCUAUUAUUUUAUGUUCAACAACAGCCGCAUUCUCCUUCUCCUCCUUCUCCUCCACCAUUUGUCCUGCCAAAAUGGGUUCCUGUACCAAGUCCUGAAUUAUUUCUGUGUUGGUGUUCGCUUUUUGACUAAAGUUGGUCACUUUCAGUUCCAAAUUAUCAACUUUGAAAGUCAUAUCAUCCAUCUUCUUGUGAAGCUGUCCCAGCGAACAGCUUAUCUUGCAUAAAACAGUCACAAUGGCCUCUCCUGUCAACAUUUUUAAAUAGUCCAAGGUCGCACUCUGGUUCUCAGACUCCUUAUCUACAACUGGAAAUCCCCCAAUUAUACUCCUGUAACAGUUUCAAAAGCUCCCUCUAGAGGGAAACAGUCUCCACUUGUAUCAGUUCUUUCAAGCGCAACUCAAGCAUUAAAGAUAAAUUUUCAGUUACUUUUCCUCUUUUUUAAACGCAGAAAAGGACAAUGGAAACAGUAUCUUACUCUUAUUUAGCUAGCUGUCAAAUCCGUUCUGUCAAAAGCACUCUCUCCAAACGUCAUCUGGCAGCCCGUUCCCAGGUUCAGAGCAGUGGUAAUUUGAUUUUUCACUCUCUCCUGCAGGCUCACUAGAUCCAAAAUUUCCCCCUCUUCUCCUGCUUCCAAGGGGGGUUUUGUAUUUUAAACCGGUGGAAAUUUGAUCCUUUGCCAAAAGCUUUCAAAGGCUUUAACUUGUAACGUCUUUGCUUCAGUCUAUUUACAAGAACGGGAGGCGGACUUCCUGUUUAUAACCUUCCCGUUUCAGUGCCGAAUUAAAGUAUUUAAAAAUCCAAUUUUCCGUUUACUCACGAGUAGUUAUUUAAAGUCCAAUUGUCCACAGGAAAAAGUCAGCGCUCUCCGGCAACAGCAAUGCGGCUUCACUCCGUGAAAGAAGCAGUUGAUUCAAAGCACCGCGUCACUCACCCCACGUCGCUCCAGAUCCCCAAAACAGGGUUUCCCCGCGAGUAGGGGAGGCGCAAAGGUGCCAGCCGAAUCCCACGUCCACAGGCUUCUCCCGCCUGUGGUUUUUAAUGGGUCUCCGCCUCGCUGUGGCGGUUCAGACCCUGUUUUCCACGGAGCGGAUUCCUCCCGAUCGGAGGAAAUCCGCCAUUGCCAGAGGCGCCAACCUGGAAGUCCUGCCAUCUACCCUUUGUGCCUUGGUUGUCCAACAUUGAGGAAGUCUAACGUUCUUCCAGAACAGAUCACAUUCGACAACCGAGUUACAUACAUAUAAUUAAAAUGAGAGAGACAGAGUUUUCAGCAGGAAAACUCACUAAAUACAAAGCUCACAGUUAAAAUUAUUAACCCCACAUUGAUAAAUGCAACAACACAAGUGACAACAGUUGAGAACAUAAUUAUGUUAAAACAGAAACAGUUUGUUUAAUCCAAAGGUCCUGAUUAAAACAGGUGUUUCUUCAAACCUUGCCUUUAAAACUCAGUAGAUGGGGUGGAACAACUGCGUUUCUGGGGAGAAGGAAUUCCACAAACAACCUGCCAUGAUCAGGAAGGCCCUUCCCCGCAUCACUCCCCAAUGAGUAAUGCUUGUGGGGAUCCCAAGAAGGGGAUUCCAGCAGAUCAGAAAACACCAACAUGGAGCAUUUUAUAGUGGCAACCUUUGUAUUCUGCAACCGCGAUCUAGGAGUGCAGCUAAUAACUGAGUUAAACGUCAGCAGCUUCCAUUGUGUCCUUUACUGGUCUAAGGCACAGUUCCCCUAACAUAGCUAGAAAUAUCAUCUCUUUGCUGUAAUCUGAAUGUAUAUGUGCCCAGAUAAUGGGAGGUUAAUUGAAGCCACCCAGCACUUUCUCAUUUGGGCUGCCUUCCUGAGUUUUUGCCAGCUUUGAGUUUCAUCCCAACCUUCAGUUUGGGUUGGGGACAGUUACAGUACAGGGAACAUGAACCUGAUAUUUCCGCACUCUGUGAUUCUGGGGACCUCAUCCACACAUUGAGACCCUGCAAUCCUUCCUGCCUAGCUAGUUCUAUGUGAAACAAUAUCAUUUUUGAAAUUGCCCCCUCAGAGUGCUUGACUUAAGCUUCCUACACAACAACCUACCUCAUAACUAUUUUUUAAUGUUGGUGCUGUUGCCUGUGUGCCUAACAACUUCUCCAGAUCUUUCACUUUUACCUCAAGGGAAUAGAUUUACAAAGAGCCCCAAACUUGCUGCAUGGAGCAUGCACUCAUAGCUUCUGUGAGCAGGCGGAUAAGCAAAGUAUUGUGUUAUGAGGUUUGUGGGUCAGGUGUGAGGCCUUUUCUUGGCCUUUAUUUCAUUGUUCACUCUCACCUUAUUCUUGAUAGCUUUUUUUGCACUUGCAGAGCUGGGUGUCCUCAGACUUCCCUAAAUAAAUAAACUGUUCCUGUUUGCUUGUUUGUUUGUUUGGUUUUUUUUUUGGGUGGUGGUUAUCUUAAAUACGUUGGUGUAGGAAUGGGUGAGGUAGCAUGGAUCUGUUGUCUAUACACUCCGUAUAGCAAGUGUUUUAGUUUGAGCACCACUUUUCCUAUCCCCUUAUCUUCUCUUUUACAUUUGUGGAGGGACUUUGUGGAAAGUAACCUAAUGACCCAGUGAACACAAGGAACCCUGUACUCAAAAUUUUAAAAUAGAAUUAACUGCCUUCAACAUUUGGAUUCAUUUUUCCAGUUGCUGCAGGUGGCAGCUAGAGUAGUAUGCUUUGUCUGCAGUUCUCAAGUGACUUCCUAUGAAGUUGUUGCAUGUGUGUAGGUUAUUUGAGGACUGCAUACAUUCAGGGUGGUCUUUUGCUUCUUGUUUAUUUGCUUCUUGGUAUGAAUGGAGCAUGCAAUUAAAUGUUAGUGGUUGGUAUUGCAGGACUCAAACACAGGAAAACGAAGGCUAUGUCUCCAUUUCCUAGCAAGUGGAAUAAGACAGUGGCUGAUAAUAAAAGUCAUUAUAAUACCAUCAUUAAAUCAUGCAAAGAGUACAUGGUUUUCUGCCUUACGUUAGUGGGCUGUGUCACAGUAUGACUGACUGGCUUUUGAUUUCAUCCCAACAUUACAGGAUGCAAUUGUCACAGCGUGGUUCUCAUGGUUUAUAAGCUUUCCCCAGCCUAAUGUACUCCAGAUGUUGUUGGGCUAAAGCUCCCAUCAGCCCCCACCAGCUUGGCCAAAGGUCACGGGGUGGUGGCAGUUAUGGGCAAAACAUCUGGAGGGCACCAUGUUAGAGAAGGCAGGAAUUGGGUGGCCUUCGCUAUAAUUCUCCCCUAUUCUUGCCAUGCUCAAAUUUUACUUUCUGCAAAAGGAGGUGUCUGUCUGGUUGAUGAGAAAUGUGAAGCCAUCAAGAGAGGUCACUGGGAAGAUCUGUGGGUCUUGCAUGUUAUUGUUAACAGUGGAUACCUGGUUGUGACACUUCCACUCUACUUAGCAAUCAAACCUAGUUCAGAUACUCCAGGCUUCUGGCACCUUUUCUCCUUCAGGUGGCUCAUGGCCAAUGCAUCACUAAAAAGGUUGAAAGGCUCGAGCUGGGGAAGACUUGGUCAGGUCACGGUCUUGAGCAGUGUUAGAAACUCAGAUAUAUAAGCUAAUUGCCAAAUAGCAUCUUAAACCUAGGUUAUAGUCGCCACAGUGAAAUGGCUAGGUGCCAUUUCCCCCCAAAUGUGCUUUAUUGUUUUUUUCAUUUCAUUUCUAUAGCACUUUAUAUUUUAAAGAAAAAAUCUCAAAUUGGUUUACAACCAUCAAAUAAAUUCAAGCUUCAAGAAAAACAUUUGGCUUUCCCCAUUUCCCCCCUACUUAAUUUAUAGAGCUGCCCCAUAACAGAAGUGCUCUAGGAAGCCAGGAUGGUGUAGUGGUGACAUUAUUGGACUAGGACCUGGGAGAUCAGGGUUCAAAUCCCCACUCCGCCAUGAAGCUCACAGGGUGACCUUGGGCCAGCCACAGGCUCUUCAACUACCUCACAGGGUCAUUGUGGGGAUUAACUGAGGGGAGGGAGGUGAACAAUGUACUCCUUAGAGAAAAAGAUGGGAGAUAAAGGCAAUAAGUAAGCUCUUCUGCUGACCUACUUAAGAAAGCUGGAGAGACCACCCAGAUGGAGAUGUCCGUCACCAACCUGGUGCCCAGAGAUUUCCACAGCGUCGCAACUGGAUCUGCGCCAGUCACAAAAUGCUCUGGCACAGGUCCAAUUAAAGUGGUAUUGAAAUGAAAUGAAAUGAAUAAUAAUAACAAAUUCCAUUGCAAAAACAGGAAAAAAAUGGCUCCUAGACAUUCUGUUGUGGCAACUGCAACCUAGGUUUAAGGUGCCAUUUGGUGACUAGUUUAUGUAUCUGGGCUCCAAACGCUGGUGACUAUCCCUAAAUGAGAGGAGAGAAAGUGUGUCAGGUUGCCAUUCUGUAGCUGGUCUUCUCUCCAGUUGUCAGUUGCAGGUUACAUGACUACCCUACCAGAGGAAGUAGCUUUGCAUUUAAGAGGAAACUAGUAUUUUGAGAUCUUCUGAUUUGGUUGAAACUUAUUUUUCCCCAACAAAAGCCCUAUGAAUUUCACAAAAGUUACUCGCUCACAAAUUAUUAAUAGCCGUCUGCCCCCAAACAGUCAUUUAUUGUACAGUGGUACCUCGGGUUACAUACGCUUCAGGUUACAGACUUUGCUAACCCAGAAAUAGUACCUCGGGUUAAUAACUUUGCCUCAGGAUGAGAACAGAAAUCGGGCUCCGGCGGCGCGGCAGCAUCAGGAGGCCCCAUUAGCUAAAGUGGUGCUUCAGGUUAUGAACAGUUUCAGGUUAAGAAUGGACCUCUGGAACGAAUUAAGUACUUAACCCGAGGCACCACUGUACACUGACAUCCCAUUAAGGAAAUGAACGAGCAACCACUACAGACUCCUUUUUACAAAUCCUUCCUUGCCUGAGGACAAUUUCUACGGGUCACAAGCAGCCAGGCAAGUUACUGUUUUACAAGCCCAGUUUAAUAUCUGUCCGGCUUAGACUAAGCAGGUGUGUGGGGUUCUUGCACUUGAGGCUGCAAAGUGUUCAAAACAGCAUUUUUCUCCUGCUUCAGGAACAGGAAGUGCUGUAGGAAAGAGAUACUAUAGGAUGGCUGCUACAGACUUGGCAAACAAUUGCAAGUACAGAACAAGCAAGUUGUUCUGUGGGUUCUGGACUAGGAAUGAAGUAUAAGUGACUAAGCAGCCUUUUCACUGGGGGUGUUGACAGGGGGCAGCUGUAAAUAUAAGGGGAAGGAACCCAUCUUGGACCUUUACAAGUUUAGACGGAAGAGAGUGCAAGUGGGGGACUGCACUGUGAGUCUCUGUGAUUUUAAUAAUACACUUAAAUCAGAUUUCAGCAGGAAAUCUUCUGCUAGUAGUGGAAAAUUACUUCAAAUUCCUCACGAAUGGGCUUUAAAGGCUAUGGGGCCAGAUACUUAGGACUUCCCUAGCUUCUAUCAGGCAACCCAGUCUAUUUCUUUUAAGAUCUGCAGAUGACUGCAAUGCGUUUAAAACAGCAGCACCAGACCCUGCAAUAUCCAGGCUUUCCAUCCUCCCUUCAUACGGAUUUCUUUGUGACUGAUUUCUUUGGGCACAGGGAAAUGUAAUCUCCCACAGCUCUGUGCCAAGAAGACCCAGCAUCAUUUUCAGUAUAGGCCUAAAACAGUCUUUUCUGAAAAAAUGCACACACUCUUGUUUUUUCUCGCUGGUCGAGUAGGGACAGGGCUGUUGAAUUCAGAAGCUAAAGUGGAGCUAAAGGCCGCUUUUUCCAGCCAUCUCUUCUAAUAAUUCAUUAGGACCUUCAAGUACAGCAUACCUGCUACAGGACAACUUUAUGGUUUCUUCUAACAACCAGGUUUGAGUAGCUCAUGCUUUGCAUGAAGCUGAUAUAUGUGUGUUAAUUUUGUAGCAGCUGACCAGCAGUUGGUACUUUGGGCUAAAUUAGUGGAUUUUAGGCUUUGUUUUGGAGCAAGAAGUAGUUGUGCCCGGACAGAGGGGUGAAGUAUCCUGAGUGCACACAUCUGUGUAUUUUCUUGUACAGUGAGGGAAAAAUUAUUUGAUCCCCUGCUAAAUUUGCCCGUUUGCCCUCUGACAAAGAAAUGACCAGUCCAUAAUUUUAAUGGUAGUUUUAUUGUAGCUGUGAGAGACAGAAUAACAACAGGAAAAUCCCCAGAAACCCAGAAGACAAAAGUCAGAGAUUGAUGUGCAUUAUAAUGAGUGAAAUAAGUAUUUGAUCCCCUAUCAAUCAGCCAGAUGUCAGGCUACCUGGUAUCUUCACUGUGUGUGACGAGCUGAGAUUAGAAGCACCUGCUGUAAGAGAGAGGUCUUGCCUGUAAUCCCAGCUCGUUACAGUACCUGUACAAAAGACACUGUCGACAGAAGCAAUCAAUCCAGCAGAUUCCAAAGUAGCCACCAUGACCAAGACCAAAGAGCUGUCCAAGGAUGUCAGGGACAAGAUUGUAGACCUGCACGAGGCUGGAUUGGGCUACAAGACUAUUGCCAAGCAGCUUGGUGAGAAGGUGACAACAGUUGGUGCAGUAAUUUGCAAAUGGAAGAAACACAGAAUAACUCUCUCUUUUUUUAAAAAAAUGAUAUUUAUUAAAGUUUCACAUGAAAAGAGACACAUUAAUAAAAAAAAAAAUUAAAAAUGAAAAGAAAAAUACACAGUACAAAACACAAAAAGAAAAAAGAAAAAACAGUUAAAAACAAUUCCAUCUUUUCAUCACUACUUUUACAUUUACUUAUUUCCCGGACCUCCUCAUACCUCCCUCUUUUGUAUUCCAAUUCAGUUUGUUUGUCCAGCAAUUCCUUUCCCUCCUUUUUAAUCCCAAUCCUUAAUCUUAAUAUAAUAUAACAUUAAAUUUUUACCUAUUAAAAACCAAUUUUCCAUUCUUUUAACCUUUUUAAUCCUAAUCCUUAAUCUUGAUCUAUAUAUAACUUUAAAGCCUGUACAGCUAGAAGCCACUUAAUUUCAAUCCAUCAUCACUCUAACAUUCUUUAAUUUUGCAAUAUUUCUGUAAGUAAUCUUUGAAUUUCUUCCAAUCUUCUUCCACCGACUCUUCUCCCUGGUCACGGAUUCUGCCAGUCAUUUCCGCCAAUUCCAUAUAGUCCAUCAAUUUCAUCUGCCAUUCCUCCAGUGUGGGUAGCUCUUGUGUCUUCCAAUACUUUGCGAUGAGUAUUCUUGCUGCUGUUGUUGCAUACAUAAAGAAAGUUCUAUCCUUUUUUAACACCAAUUGGCCAACUAUGCCCAGGAGAAAGGCCUCUGGUUUCUUCAAGAAGGUAUAUUUAAAUACCUUUUUUAAUUCAUUAUAUAUCAUCUCCCAGAAAGCCUUAAUCUUUGGGCACGUCCACCAAAGGUGAAAAAAUGUACCUUCAGUUUCUUUACAUUUCCAACAUUUAUUAUCAGGCAAAUGGUAGAUUUUUGCAAGCUUGACUGGGGUUAUGUACCACCUGUAUAUCACCUUAAACUUUAUUAUGAAUCAGCAGCUUUUUGCUGAUUGAAAGAAUGGCUGCUUCUUGAAAACACUGACAUUUUAGAUCUAGAAGGUUUUAACAAUGUAUUUGGAUGGCAUGCAUAUCUGGUAUGAUAAGGUCAAAGCACAUAAAGCAUUUAAAAAUCACAUUGUCAGGAAAGCACUGUUUAAUGUUUGGAUAAGAUACAAGGAUUUAUUGGAAAACAAAACUCCAAGGUGGUUGUCACCAAUGGAAGCGAAAGCUCUGAAAAAGCUCAAUAUGGAGGUCAAAUGGCCGAAAUAUUGGGAAAUUUUGGAACAAGAUGGAGAUAGACUGAAAUUGCAGAGUUUUGAAAAAUUAAAAAACAAAGUGCGAGACUGGCUUCAUUAUUAUCAGAUAAUGGAGGCAUACAAUUUGGACAAGAAAAUUGGCUUCCAGGUGGAAAAAUCAAAAUUAGAAACAGAACUGUUAGAACCCAAAACUAAGAAUUUGUCAAGAAUGUAUAACUUGCUGCUGAAAUGGAACACUCAGGAUGAAACGGUGAAAUCUACUAUGAUUAAAUGGGCACAAGACGUUGGACAUAACAUUAUGUUUGCUGACUGGGAACAGUUGUGGACCACAGGUAUGAAAUUUACGGGAUGUAAUGCCUUAAGAGAAAAUAUUAUGAAAAUGAAACAAUAACUCUCAACCUCCCUCGGUCUGGGGCUCCAUUGCAAGAUCUCAUCUCAUGGCGUUGCAGUGAUCAGGAGAACUGUGAUGAAGCAGCCUAGAACUACAGGGGGGAACUUGUCAAUGAUCUCAGGGCAGCUGGGACCAUAGUCACCAUGAAAAUAGUUGGGAACACACUACGCAGUGAAGGACUGAGAUCUUGCAGAGUCUGCAAGGUCCCCUUGCUCAAGACAGCACAUGUACAGGCCCGUCUGCAGUUUGCCAAUGCACAUCUGAAUGACCAGAGGAGAAGUGGGUGAAAGUGUUGUGGUCAGAUGAGACCAAAAUCAAGCUCUUUGGCAUCAACUCAACUCGCUGUGUUUGGAGGAGGAGGAAUGCUGCCUACGACCCCAAGAACGCCAUCCCCACCGUUAAACAUGGAGGGGGACAUAUUAUGCUUUGGGGGUGUUUUUCUGCUAAGGGGACAGGACACCUUCACUGCAUCGAAAGGAUGAUGGACGGGACCAUGUAACGUCAAAUCUUGGGUGAGCACCUCUUUCCCUCAGCCAGGGCAUUGAAAAUGGGUCGAGGAUGGGUAUUCCAGCAUGACAAUGACCCAAAACAUGGCCAAGGCAACAAAGGAGUGGCUCAGAAAGAAGCACAUUAAGGUCAUGGAGUGGCCUAGCUAGUCUCCAGACCUUAAUCCCAUCGAAAAUCUGGAGGGAGCUAAAGGUUCAAGUAGCUACACAUCAGCCUUGAAAUCUUACUGACUUGGAGAGGAUCUGCAAAGAGGAGUGGGACAAAAUACCUCCUGAGAUGAGUGCAAACCUGGUGGCCACCCUUUGACUCAUGUAUGCAUAUUUGUGCAGGAAAUAUAAGCUGAUGCAACCAUUAAACAUACGUUUGCAGCUAAAACUUUAUUGGUCAUUUUGACACUUCGAUGAUUUUGCCAUUUUGCAUUCUAGAAUUGUAUCUUAUUUUGUAAUAUGUGGGAACAUUGUGAAACUGUUGAGUUACUCUUUGGCCUUCUCUAUCCCUAUGCAACGACAAUCUGCAAGAUCACUUUCCUGAAAGAAAGUUACCCAGAACCUUUCAGAGAUGAGGGUCUGUAUUUUUUGGCAGAACAGUGUGUUUCUAUGAGAUGUAAAGUUAAUGCAUGUAGUUUGCUUGGCAGAGUCCUGAAUAUUUGAGAAUGGAACAUGCUGCACAGCUUGGGCAGUUAAGAGAAAGUGAUAAAUUACGGUCAUGUGGGGUUGCUUUAAAUACAAUUUCGAAACAUCAGUUGUUCCAGAAUAUGGCAGCAGUGCUAGCUGUGCAGAGCAUAUCACCUAAUACUGCAAGAACUUUGUUGGUUACUAGGAUAAAUGCAAGGUGUUGAGGGAAUUUGAGGGAACACUUUCUCCUUUACAUACCUCCAUACAUGGAGGACUAGUGAUGAGAUCUCCUUGAAGGUAUUUUGAGAGAAUAAAAUUGGAUUUCUUGUUUUAGUGUUGUGUUCUCUCUCCCCAUUUUUAUCUGGUGAAUUUAAAAAUUUCUGUAUUUUUAUAUUUCUGAUGCAGUGGAAGGUCACAUGCCCCACCAGUUUUCCACACCAAUUAUUUGAGAAAUUUCAAAUCAAGUGAUUUAUUUAUUUGACCAUGACAACAGUUGAAAUAAGUUUAGUGCCUUUCCCACCACAGCCUCUACAAAGUUGACUGAUUGGUACUGGACGUUCAAAUUGCAGAGAAUGGAUAGGAUCUCAUCUUGGACACGAUGUCCCGGUAUUUUUAUGAAUUGUGUUGUUACCUGAUGCUUGAAGAGCUGUAGCAAUUGAAAAGCAGGUGAUACAUUUGCAUUUGAAACAGAAAAUAAAAACCCUUGCCCAGUCCUAAAUGUGUUUACUUUGAAGUAAGUCCUACACAGUUCAGUUGGGCUUAAGUCCUGGAAAAGUAUGCUUAGCAGUUGCAAUUUGGCUUAUAGCUAUGCUUCGUCACAAUCAGUUUUAUCCUUUGGUGGCUCUUUUGCAUAUGAAAAUUAGGCUUUUAACUGUGCCUUACAAAGAUGAGUUUACUUUUAGGAGAUUGCAAAUGUAAGCUUAAUAGGUUUCACAUUUUCUUUUUAAACCAGGCUUUUUUUAAAUAGUCAUGUUAAAUUAAAAGUUGGUUUAAUGUCUGUGUCUCUGUGUGUAAUGCCUAUUUGAUUAUAGUAAUUCAAAGGUAAGGGAGAAAAUCAAAGCAAUUCCUAAACAUUAGGAAGAACGUCCUGACAGUAAGAGCUGUUCGACAGUGGAAUUUGCUGCCAAGGAGUGUGGUGGAGUCUCCUUCUUUGGAGGUCUUUAAGCAGAGGCUUGACAACCAUAUGUCAGGAGUGCUCUGAUGGUGUUUCCUGCUUGGCAGGGGGUUGGACUCGAUGGCCCUUGUGGUCUCUUCCAACUCUAUGAUUCUAUGAUUCUAUCUUUUUUAAAAUGGACUUUUAUGCACCCUGAUGGUUUAUAUUGUUGUUGGGGUGUAUUUUUAAGUGUGUUAAGGUGGGGGGACGGAGGCUGAAUCUUCCUGAUUUACUGGCAGUCACUCUAAAGCUGCCAGAGAUUACAUUUAGCAUUGCUUAUAAUCAUGGCUGAGCUUACCAAAGCCAAAAAAUACUCUGAGCUUUUUUACCCGUAUAGUGUUUCAUAUCACAUGUGUUUUGGCUCUUUCCAAAGAGUGACCAUGCAGUUGGGCUUUCCCCGAGAAACUGGUAUCAAUUUGGCAGGGCUCUUCUGAUUCUUGCUUGGAGUUCCUGUCGCUGCGACCCUGCAGUGAAAUGUACACAGGAAGGUUUACCAUCAGAUCUAUAUUGUUCUUUCAUAGUCAUUUUCAUCUUGUGCAUGUUACUGACAUCACAAAGGAGCUAUAAUAGUGCUUUGCCUGAGUUGGUAUCACAUAGUCCUGGGAGGUACUUGCCCUUAGCUUGGUUGCAGCAGUUGGGGAUUGAGCAGAAACACCACAAACUGGUAAUUUUGAAGGAGGUAAGUGAGAGGGAAUGGGCUGAAUUUCAGGUAGGUAGGCUGUAAGCUAAAAUAAUUGGGUGGGAUGGGUCAUAAGAGAAUGCUUCUUAGAAAGAAGCUGAUAUGUUGUGCCCUACAACUAAAGUCUUUUUCUCCUGUUUUAUCUCACAGGGCGUGUGUAUUAUUUCAACCAUAUUACAAAUGCCAGCCAAUGGGAACGUCCCACUGGAAACAGCAAGAAUGGACAGGGAGAGCCGACUAAAGUGCGAUGCUCACAUCUCUUGGUGAAACAUAACCAGUCUAGGAGACCUUCAUCAUGGAGGGAGGAUAAGAUCACCCGGAGCAAGGAGGAGGCCCUGGAGCUAAUUAAUGGCAAGUAAAAGCAAAGGAAAGCGAGAGCUCAAUGUACUGAAGCCCUGCUUUCCAUACCAGACAGUCCAGCCCCCAAUGCAGUGCUUUCCUUUCAAAAUUGUGAUGAAGCCAGCAGCCUCUGGACAAAAGGAACCUGUUGACUCACUUCACUCCUCUUGAUUGGGGCAUUUCAGUUGCCUGUUAGGGCCAUUUUUUCUACAAAUUGUCUGUGCACCAUAUAAAUUAAAUUUAUAUGCCUCCCUUCAUCUGUGUAUCACAGGGCAGUUUACAGUAUAAAAACACAAAAGUACGUAACAUAGUAACAAACAAAAACAAUACUCCCUGCUCUCCCAGUUUAAAAGGCCAGAGAUUGCUUCAGUAGCCAAAGGUCUAGGUAGAAGAGCAAAGUUUUUACCUGGCGCCUAAAGAUAUGUAAUGAAGGUGCCAGGUGAGCUUCCUUGGGGAGAAGAUUACAGAAGCGCAGGGCCGCCACAGAAAAGGCCCUCUGUCAUGUGCAAAUGAGGCACACAAAGAAGGGCCUUCGAUGAUGAUUGCAUGGUCUGGGUCAGUUCAUAUGGUUCACAUAUAAAGUCUCCAGCUCUUAAGAUUAUGGAGAAACAUAUGGAAGUGGGAACUGCCUCUGAAAGACUGCCCUUUUCAAACCCUGCAUGGCUAAGUGUCCUUCCUUCAUUGCCAUCUGUAGCAGCCUAGUCCAUAGAAGCUGGCUGCCUCAUCCAUCCCACCUUGCCAAGAAUUUCCAGUGCUGCAAAACAUUCCUCAGUUAUCAUGUUCAGUAUAAAGUAGGCGGACGGAGUGCGAUAAUGCAAAAUUAAUUUGCAUAAGGUGGGGUUGGUGGCAUGCGGUGUAGAUAGCUUUUUGUCUGAUGCAUGAACAGCAUAAUCAGAAGAGGGUUCAGUUGGGCUUUAUAUCUAGAGCCUUAGGACCUAUUUCAUACAAACAGCUGAUGAGGUGACAAAAUUUGCUCCUGGACUUUCAUCCUGCGAUGGAGAAGUUUAUAAUAGUUUUAUUCUGUCCUGUAAUAUGUGAGUAUAUAUAUCUAUGUCUCAAUAUAUAGAAUCAUAGAAUUGUAGUGUUGGACCUUCUACCAUUAUUAAUGAAAUGUAUCUACUACUUGCCAGGGCUGAAAUCACUGCCAAGACUCAAACUUGACUCAGCCACUCCUGUUUUCUUCUGCAUGUGGAAUAGAGUUUUGCAGGGCUGCUAUAGAAUCUUAGAAUUCGAAGGGACCCCAAGGGUCAUCUAGUCCAACCUCCUGCUAUGCAGGAAUCUUAGCUAAAUCAUCCCUGACAGAUGGCUAUCCAACCCCUGCUUAAAAACUUCCAAGGAAGGAGAGUCUACCACCUCCCAAGGGAGUCCCUUCCACUGUCUAGCAGCCCCUACUGUCAGAAAGUUCUUCAUGAAGUUUAAUCGGAAUCUCCUUUCUUGUAACAUGCCCCCCCCGCCCCGCAGAAAAUGAGCAAACAAGCUUGCUCCAUCCAUCAUGUGACAGCCCUUAAGAUGGCUAUCAUAUCUCCUCUGUCUCAUCUUUUCUAGGCUAAACAUACCCAGCUCUUUCAACCGCUCCUCAUAAGGCUUAGUUUCCAGACUCUUGAUCAUCUUGGUCACCCUAUUCUGCACACCUUCCAGCUUGUCAACAUCCCUCUUAAAUUGUGGUGCCCAGAAAUGGACACAGUAUCCCAGGUGUGGUCUGACCAUGGCAGAAGAGAGUGGGACUAUGACUUCCCUUGAUCUGGACACUAGAUAUCUGUUGAUGCAGCCUAGAACUUCAUUGGCUUUUUUUUUGCUUCUGCUUCACACUGUUGACUCAUGCUAAGCUUGUGGUCCACCAAGUCCCCUAGAUCCCUUUCAAAUGUAUUGCUAGCAAGUCAGGUGUCCCCCAUCCUAUAUUUGUGCAUCUGGAUCUUUUUGCCUAAGUUCAGAACCUUACAUUUGUCCCGACUGAAAUGCAUUUUGUUAGCUUAGGUCCCGUUCUCCAAUCUGUUAAGGUAAUUUAAACUCUGAUUCUGUCUUCUGUGACAUUAGCUACCCCUCCCAGUUUGGUGUCGUCUGCAAAUUUGCAUCCCCUCAGUUCCUUCAUCCAAAUCGUUUAUAAAGACAUUGAACAACAGUGGGCCCAGGACAGAACCCUGUGGCACCCAACUUGUCACUUCUCCCCAGGGUGACAAGGAACCAUUUGGGUUUGGUCAGUCAACCAGCUGCAAAUCCACUUAGCAGUUACUUUGUUCAGCCCACAUUUUACCAGUUUCCUCGCGAGAAUAUCAUGGAGGACUUCGUCAAAAGCCUUUCUGAAAUCAAGAUACACUAUGUCCACAGCAUUCCCCUGAUUCACCAAGUGUGUGUGUGUGUGUAUAUAUCUAUAUAAUCUUUGCAUGUACAAAUGUGUGUAAAGCCUUGGUGACAAGUUCUUUUUAAAAUGUGCAACAAGGUAUAUGGAGGAGUGUUCAGUCCUGUCAACAUUCCCCUUCCCAGUCUGCAGUCUGAAAUUCUACUGUCUACAAACCCGUGACCAUCUCAUCUGGUGUAUGUGCGAUAUAUGCCCCAAAGGGCAAAAUAGAGUUGGAGGUGCUGCCCAGCACACCCUGUUCUGAGAACACAGUGCCAGAUUGUGGUCAUAGUAAUGCAUUGCGGGUGGACUGAGCAGAAAAUAGGUGGAGCUGUAUCAAACUUUGGCAAACCUCUGGACAAGGUAAGAUGCUUGGUAGGAGAAGGAAGAAUGUCUGCCAGUUUGCAUCGUUUGUCCUUGUUCUAGAGUCUGUAGAGCUCCAGGAAAGGACAAGCAUUGUCAAAGUUGCCAGACUUCUUUUUAGCUCAGUUCAUCAAACCAGAACUGGGGCAACCCUGACUUGCUAGUAUUUUGGAUCAUUUUGGAGCUGAGGGUUUCAAAUGCAUUUCUCAUGUAGCACAGACACUUGGGGGAAAGGUCUAAAAUCGCUCUUGUAUGAUUUGGUGCCUCAAAUACCAGUUGCCACAAUUUUGAGCUUGUUCCUUAUCUAUUUUCCCAUUUAGCACUUUCUUUUGUAAAGCCACCUGAGAGGUUUGCUUGUAUUUUCUUUGUAAAAAUGUGUAUUUUUAUAUUGAAAAUAAAAUUUGUAUUUUAAGCCAAAACCAAUGUUCUUUAACACAUUUUCAUGUAUGUUGAAUGUUCAUUUCACUGGUGGGAGGGAGGCAAGAGGGCAACAUAACUGUGGGUGGGAGAAUAAGAUACCACCUGCAUAUCUUCCACAUGAAAUCUGGUGCAGGGCUUGUUCGUUGGCCACCCUUGGCUUCAGCUGAAUUGGAUUAAGCUAAUUUAAAAAUACUAACAUGUUCUUCUGGAAACACCGAACUCCUGAUUUUUUUUGUCCUUGACAGUAAUAAAAGUUCAGCUCCUAGCAGGGUGGGAAGAACCUUAGGUGCCAGUAUGGGUAAGUAGAAAGAAAAAAUAAAAAAAAUCCUUCCAGUAGCUCCUUAGAGACCAACUAAUUUGUUACUGGUAUCUGAAGAAGUGUGCAUGCACAUGAAAGCUCAUACCAAUAACAAACUUAGUUGGUCUCUAAGGUGCUACUGGAAGGAAUUUUUUGUUUUGUUUCGACUACGGCAGACCAACACGGCUACCUACCUGUAACUAGAAAGAAAAAUGUUAGGGUCUAGGAAUCCUUUGGCAUCUGAGCUCCAUGUUUCUGGCAUCCAUGAAGCCAUCUGUUCUGGCAGGCACAGAACAGUGAUUCCUACUUAGACAUUCUUCAGUGUUUGCUAUUGUAAGCAAUGAGUAGAGCGUGAAGAGUGGGUUCCUUCGAUUGCUCCGUGGCUCCUCUCUUUUUGAGCCGCAGGGGUGGCAACAACAGAACCUUUCUCUGCGAGGGUUUGAGUUAUUUGUCUCCAGGCAUGGCCUCCUCACGCAGCAGCAUUUUGUAUUUGUGAUCUGGAGACCCAUUCGGUGGUUUGCAUGCACGUUGCUAGGAAAUGAACCCUUCCACAUGCUUUCCUACCCAAAUUGUGCAGCAGGAGAACUGGCCUGCCUGGGUUUAGAAGAGGGAAGGGGAGAACUAUGCCUUCAUGGAAUCUCAUCUUUUGUAGUGCCUUUGGGGAGUUCUCUCUUUUUGGAAUUGUAGCUUCUGGUUCAGUCAAGGAAUGAGGCUAUGCAGUAUUGGCAGCCAUGGCCUCUGGUAUUUCUAGCAGAAUUUCCCUCCAGGUUUCAGGUUGUUAGAGAAGCGCAAGAGGAACUUGAUGCUGGAACUGUGGAUUAGCAACAUAGGUGGUACAACCGGUGUAGUUUCCAUGCUAACAGCAGUUGAGUCGCCCUCCCCACACUAGUCCACAAGUGUCAGGUGGGAUUUGGACAUAACCCAGCAGAAGAAAAUCUGAUCGCGGGGGGCCACUAGGGGCGCAUCAGAAGAUGGCUGACAAUAACAUCUCUCCGACCCACACGAGGUAAUUUGGAGGCUAUGAUGGGAGUAAUUAGCCUCCCCCCCCCCAGGAUGGUGGGGACUGCCCUUGCCUGCUGUGCCCUAUACCACCCCCGAAUUUGUGGGGAUGGGGGCACUAGGCACAAAGCCCUCCUGUGGGAUUUCGGCGCUCCUGGACGCCAUCUCUGAUUCGCGCCACUAGCUGCAAGAACUUCAAAAGAAACAAUUUGGAUGAAGGAAUGCACAUAUUUCGAGGAAGGAGGGGGAGCAAAGACUGCUAACAGAAGAGAUCUCUGAUAAAUUAAGACGAGUCAGAGGAACAAGCAUAGAUUAUGAGAAGAUACGCCAAGACUCGGUAUGGCAAAGGGGCUGAUGGGGGAGGGGGAAAAAAACUUUCCUUUCUUUCUUUUAUGUGAUUAAACAAGAAUCCCCCCCCCUCACGUCAGGAAUGUCGAUUUAAGGACUUAAGCUGUGGAUUUAAGGCUGUGUGGAGAUAUACUUUCGAACCAAAGCAUGUUUUAAGAAGAGCGUGGAAUGUAUAAGGGCUUUGGAAUGACACAGUUAAAAAUAUCGUCGCCAUAUUGGGAAGUUCUGUCGGAGGACUUAAGUCUGAGAGGAGAAAUAGAGCUGUUUUUAUAUUGUGGAUGAAACUCCUCAGAGGGACUUAAGAUCGACAGUUUUGUAAUUAAUGAUGGAAAGAGCGAUGUUAUUUAUGAAGGCGAUGUUAUAUGGAAACCAUCUCGAUUUGAGGAUUGGAAGAACGGAAAAUUCACACAGGAUUAUUAUUGGUGUUUAUCGGCUUAAGGAGACUAUCAGAAGAGAUCAUAAAGAAAAAAGAGAAAAUAUAUGAACAAGAUGUGAUGUGGAAACAGCAAGAUAAGACUGGAUAGAAUUAUGAACUCUGUUUGGACUGAUUUGGACAUUAACGCAGUAGCAAGAAGAUGAUCAGAAUCCCCCUUCGGAUCUUGAAAUAUGGGUCCCCUCAACAAAAUUUAAAAUUCGGCUUUGUAAUUCGGAAUUUAUGUGAUGUGAUUUAAUUUGAUUUGAUUGGCCGGUUAAUAAAAAUUAUUUUUUUUAAAAAAAGAAGAAAAUCUGAUCGCAGUUGGGGAAAGUUUAAAUGGGUGCUUAAUUCCCCCAUUGAAAUCAAUACACAAACUUCAGGUAGAUCGUACCUUUAUUCCUCUCCUCCCUGGCUUUUAAGGACAGGUUCUCUUAUGAGACCUUGAAUUCAUUCAAUCUGGGAUUAAAGCAAUGUACUGUAUACACUUCUUGUUCUGAGUAGAAUCUUUCUUUAAAAACUUCCCCAUCCUAGAAAACAUAACCUUAAAAUAAAAUAAAAUAAAAUAAGAAAAGAAGGAUGCAUAUUUCUUGCCACUUAAAAGAAUUCAUAUGUCUAGCCAGGGGUCCACAAAAUGUAUUUGCCAGAUCACUGGAGGGAGCCAUAUAUUUUUGUCCAGCAAACAUAUCUUGUUCUUGAUUCUGUGCUGGACUUCAGAAAUCCAACAUGAUGCCCAAAAUGAGAUCCUAUCCGUUCUUCCAAUACCAGUCAGUAUUUGUAGAGCCUGUGGUAGAAAAGGCACUAGACUUAUUUCAGCUGUUGUCAGUGACCAAAUAAAUAAAUCACUUGGUUUGGAAUUGCCCAGAUAAUUGGAGGGAAUAUUUAUUGGACUGUAUGACUUUCCAUCCUUAGGACUGAAUCAGAAAUAUAUGAUGGGUUGAAAAACUGCAGUGAACCUGUAUUUAGUCAAAGCUAUUUGCACUCUUUUAAUAAGUGCAGAACAUGGCUCUCCUCAGCUGGAUGCAUUGUGCAUUGCUAUUCUUAGAUUGGAGGGAAAAACCCUUCAAGUGUGUAGUUAUGAGAGUGGGAAAAGAAAUUAACUUCUAAAAAAUGGCUUUUUGUUUUUGGCAUUGACUGCACACAGACACAGACACACAGACACAGUUUCAGCUGAGCAGUUUUUCACUUCAUCUUGUGGGAUGGUGCUCUGUGGGUUAGAUAUACUUGCAUGUGAAAAGUCUGCAUGUUAAGGAGAAAGGCAGACUUGACACCUGCCCGGGGCUUUCUGUGUGUGGUUUGGGGACAGCCAUCCUACAUGCAAUUGCCCCUCCUACAGUCUGACUUGGUGUCCUCGCUGCAUAUUUGGAGCAGUCUUACAAUUGUUAAAAGGGAGAACAUCAUACCUGUAAUUAACUGAGGAUGUUACCAAAAUUUUACAAGACAUGUUCCAUCAGGUGGCAAAGCUGCUAAUAAGGGGAGUAGAAAAAUUGAUGACAAAAUAUAGCUUAAAAAUAAAUAAAUUGAACCUAGAUAAUAAAAAAAACCGGGAGCAUGUAUGUGAAUCAUAAAGUGCUUAAAAUCUGAUUUUAAUGCAAAUGUAUUAAAAGUACAUCUCUAGUUGAAUCCAUUUGCCUAUAAAAUGCAGCACUGAAGAAGGCUUUUAAAAUAGCAAAUAGGGGUGAGGAAAUUUUCUUUUGAGGUUAGCAUUGUAGAUCAGAUGUUACAGGCUUUGAGGGGGUUAGAAUCCCUGAGAUGUCAUCCAUGCCAGGUUCAUCUACUGAACCCACCUGGAUAACUUUGUAAUUCUUAUGCCUUCUAAAUUUGUUGUAGUAGCAUACAUGGGGUAGAUAGAAAUUGGUAUUGUGAAGGUAUUGUUUUGUAAAUAUACGACAAAAUACCUCCUACUGAUACAUCCUUCUAAGAUUCCCACUUCUAUCUUCAAAUAACACCCUCCAUGGGUACAAAAAUCAGGACUGUUCUUUAUUUAAGGUUCACAGCAUGCAGUGGAGUCAGGCCCCCAUGCAAUCAGGUUUUGGGAUCUACCAGUUCUCAGUCCAAGAGAAUCGGAAGCAAAUACAGUGGUACCUCAGGUUACAGACGCUUCAGGUUACAGACCCCGCUAACCCAGAAAUAUAACCUCAGGUUAAGAACUAUGCUUCAGGAUGAGAACAGAUUGUGCAGCGGCAGUGGGAGGCCCCAUUAGCUUAAGUGGUGCUUCAGGUUAAGAACAGUUUCAGGUUAAGAACGGACCUCCGGAACGAAUUAAGUUCUUAUCCCGAGUUACCAACGUAGUGUGGUUGAGGACAGCUUUGGGUCUAAAUUCCAGAAGCAGCAGCUAAUGUUCAGAGCAUUUUCUGGCAACUAAUGUAGUCUAGGACAGGCAAUGAAGACAGUCCCACAGGCAGCAGCAAAAGCCACGAGGUAGGUAGCAUAACCCGAGAGGCAGAGGCAAGGGAUCAGGUUCUGGAAAAGGAGUUGGAUCUUAGCCAGGCAAAGUCUUCUCGGGUGAGCUUUCUCUGACAAGUGAGCAGAUCCCAGGGUUAGGACUUUCUGGGCUGGGAUGGUUGGUUGGUUGAUGGCACACUAAACUGAUUGCUGGGGCCAGUGCAGCAGCCGGGAUGGUGCUUUUAACCCUCUUCAAGGUUUGUGUUCAGCACACAGCAUGGGUGGCAAAGGUGAGCUCUGGUUUGAUACCUCUUUCUACGCCCACCCCUCCAGGGAAAAAUAUUUCAGAUUGUUUGUCUUGUUCCCUUCUCUUCCUCUUUGGUCACGUAAAUGCUGGCCUGUUAAGUUGGUUCUAGGUGAAGUACUAGAAUUGCAGAGUUGGAAGAGACCAUGAGGGUCAUCUAGGCCAACCUCCUGCAGUGCAGGAAUCUUUCCCCCAACUUGGGACUGUAACCCAUGACCCUGAGAUCAAGUGUCUCAUGUUCUAUCAACUGAGCUAUUCUAGACGUCCCUUUGACUUUCCUUGUGCCCCUAGACGUGCCUUCCCAGGUACAAUUAAAAAUUAUUUAAGUAAAUAAUAUUUCCCAUUCUAGAACCCUCCAUCACUCUGAUAUGCAACAUUCCCUCUGCUCCCUGUUCUAGGUGAUAAUAACUCACCUUAAUUGCUUCUAGGAAACUCGUUAGCCUUCUGUGAAACAAAAUACUGCCAAUUGAUAGUAUGUGAGCAAAAUCAACAUUUAAUAGGAAUUGGGCCAUUUCAUUAGAAAAUAAAACCAAGGAAUUAUUUCUCAAUGUUUUUCCUAUGCCCUGUAUACAAGCCAUACUUCCAUUAUGUGUUUCUGAAGAGACCAGAUUUAUUUCCAAAUUUGGGUCCAAGGAGAUGGCUGUCUUCAUUGUCCCCAUGAACAUCACCAUCAGAGAAGCAUGUGAAACAGGAAAACUGGAAUCUUAUUCUCACUUAAAAAAUCUUCCACACCUCAGUAGGUUGAGAAAAAGACUGCCACCCACCCUUUAUGGCAUGGGGCCAAGAAUGCCUUAUAAGUCAUAUUAACUGCAAGAAGCAGAGCUCAUGAAAAGCCUGUUUGGAAAGCGAGUUUUAGGAUGAUUUCUUCUACGCUAAUGAUUCACUAUCCUGAUGAUCCAAACAGCCCUUAAAAUAGUUCUAAAGGGUAAGUGUUAGCAGUUGGCUGUUUGAUGUAACCAGGAUGGUUAAGGCAGAAAUCUGUUUUGCUUUCCAAGUGAGAGUUGUAAUUCUCUCCCCAUCCCCUCUUAAACAAAGGAAAGGAAACUGAACUUUUAAAGUUACACCAAGCAACCUUGCCCAACAGAUUGUAUCCAACAAAGUUGUCCUGUUGGUGCAAGGACUUCCCACAACUUUCCCUGCCUCUCCAACAGUCUGGAGCAGAUUUGUGGGGGAGCCUGGGGUGUGCGCAAGGAGAGGGAGCACAAGAGCCCUCCUGUUGUGCAAGCAGCACAAUUGUGUGAAAUGCAACCUGGUGUGUGUGAAGAUUCACCACAGCUCCCAAAAGCUGGGGCAACCUUCCUUCUAGUCGGGCUGCUACUCAGCUUGGCUUUUCUUGAACUCCUAGAGCAUACAAGAUGGUAUGCUGUUGUAGAGGAGGAACACAUUGCCAUUGUUUCCUUUACCUUGAGCAAACUGUGGCAUCUUGGGAUUGUUGAGAAGUUCCGUUUGGAUGCAGACCCUGAGAGGCUUAUCGGCCAAGCGCUGUCCCAGAACCACAUCUUUCAUUAGAAGUUCCGAUAACCAGCUUUUUCUGUGCAUAUUAUCUUUCUUGGAUAGAAGGCUAAGCCAAUGAAAAUUUGUUGCUGGGUGCAGCAGCAGAAGGCUUCCAUCAUCUGAUAACAUUAUGGAGAGAGACAUUUUAAUCUUGUUUUGUAUGGGAUUCUGAUGUAAUUCUUAUAUUCAAGUGAUGUUUAAAAUGUAUUAAACUACCGGUUUGAUAGCCCCAGAGACGGGAGUCCUUUUCCUAUCAGAUAAUUUUUGUGUUAGAGCAAUCUUCUGUGUCACCUUAAGGACAGAGGGAAAGGCGUGAUUAAAACUUAUUUCAUCUAGCUCUCCUGCUGUGAGGUUGAUAAAACCCAUUAGGAAUUCAUUCAUUUGUCUCUUUUAUUAUCAUUGUUUCUUUUUUUAUAUGAAAUGCCAUGAUCAGGAGAGCUGGGCAUGGGGAGAAUCUAUUUUCUGUCAACAGCUGCAUCUGUCCUUGAUAAACACCAUUUGUGGUAAAGGUCAUAGGAGCUUGCAUAUAAUUGUUUAAAAAUGGCGGUGUGCAUUUUGGCUUGAUAACGGUAUAAAGAGAGAUUGAUACUGUUGACUUGGCAAGAGCAGUCUGUUAUUAUCUUCCUAAAAAUGAGCAGGUGAAAUUAUGAACAACAACAAAUAUCUCACUAAAGAAUUUAUUGCAUGAAUGCCCACCUUAGCCGCAAUCAAACAGCUGAGCCUCAUUGAAUUUCUCUGAACAAGCUUACCAUACCUGAUGAACAUAAUUAUAGCCUAGAAUUGUUAAAAUAGAUCCCCUGGGAAGCAUCAGUUUGACAGGCAUAUCAUCGUCGCCUUUGAUGUUAUUGUUUAGAGAAUUUUAACUCUGAUAUUGCCAUGUUUUUCUUAAACACUGUGGAGGUUGAGAGUUGUCAAAGGGCUUGUGAGUGUGUGUUAGAUUUUUGUUGUGUUUAAAUCUGGGCUUGUAAAUAGCCUCUUACCUGAUCUCCUACGGCGAGUAAGAAUCUGGUGGAGGUGACCACACACAGGUGUGUCCCCCCCUCCCCAUAUAUGUGAGCAGGAGGCUGGUGUAGAAAAUGUUUGUGGGCUACUGAUUUUUCUUUGGUGGACUUCUUUCCAAAACUGUAUCACUGGGCAGAUUAGUCUUAAUGUGUUGUUCCCCAGGGGUCCUGUUGAAAAAAUUUGACUGCUUUCCUGCAUACUCCUUCAGAACUCCAGCAAGAGUGACCUGUUCUGCCUUAGCAGCUGGGUCAGGGGUCAGGGAGAGAGCGAUGGGGAAGAAAGCCUGGGUCCUUCUCACCACCAGCAUGCAGACUUCAACCACUGAUGCCGAGGGAAGUUGGACCUCAACAGAAGAAUAAGGUCUUCAGCACCUCUGUUUAUAGGCGGCAUCUCAUAGAAGGACUUCUGUGGGUGGUUUUGUUUGGUUUUGUUUUAGUAUAUAGAAUUAAACAAAUAAUGAGAGAAUACUAGAUAACACACUGAAAUAAUGUAGCAUCUAUUGGAUGCAUAGUAUUGGAUGCACAAUUAGAAAAAAUUCCUCAGAGAUAUUGAAGAGUUGCUGAUAGCUGCGCUAGAUCUACAAACACCCUGGCUUGGUAGUAGCUUCCUCUUCUGCUCAUGUUUCAGAAGGGAUAUUUUGGACUGUUAGCAGUGUUUGUUUGGCCCAAACAUCCCAUUGGGUGGGAAUUCUGUGUGCCAGAAAAACCAGAAUUGUCCACAGGAAGGCAGUCAGGUGAGAGUUGAACUCCUCCUCCUUAGAUAGCAGGGUUGGCAAACACGACUCCUUUCUCAAAGAUGACCUGCUCUUCCAGAUGGCAGCAGGGUUCUAGAGUGGUUCCUGCUGAACGGGGCUGCACGGCAACCAGCUUGGCUGCCUCAAGACAAACCAAGAAGUCAUUAGCCCCGGUAACAGCUGCCCUUUUCCUGAGUUUGCUGCAUUGCUUGCUCUUGCAAGUGUUUCCUCCUCUCCUCUGACUCUCCUGCUAUGUUAAGUGGGAGGCAAAUCAAACCACAUGGCUCAGCUGUGAACUAGGGACUCAACAUUAUCUCUUCUGCCUUCUUCCCUGCCCAAGUAUAGAGGGGUGAUGCUUCUGAGAGGCCGCAACCCUGCGUUCCUCAUUUGCUGUGCUACAUAAAAUCAGCAUCCUGUGUCCAGGCCCAUGAAGUCACCGGGCUGGAAGGCAACAGGGCAGAUUGCCUGUGAAGCAAAGUGCUUGGCAUCUAGGUUGUUGCAGCUGACAUCUUAGUGCUGGGCAUGGCCUUCCCCAAACCAUGGUGGGAGGUGGCCCUGCUGGAACUGUAUAAUGGAACAAGUGAAAACUGGCAAGAGGGAAUGAGCAUGAGCAAAGGAGUCUUCUGACUUCCCGUUACUGAAUGGGACAGGGAGCAGGGGAAGAAAAUUCAUCCAGUAUUUUGGUCAAGGCAGGGCUAGGUGAGGCAAGGUGAGGCAACUGCCUCAGGUGGCAGGAUCCACAGGGGCAGCAGAUUCGGCCUCCAAGGAAUACAUUGCCCACUGCUGCUACUGUUUCUGAGGUGGCAGCCAUGGCUGUGGCACAUCCUUGGAGGCUUGGUCUGCUGCCUCCUUGGCAGCCCCCCCCCCCAGCCCUAGGGGUGGGUGGAGACCAGCAGUGCGUCGGAUUUGCCCAGAGGCUGCUGUGCAAUGUCUUCUCCACAGCUGUCUCUAGCUGAGUAAGAGGCUCUGGUCUCCUUCCACCCCUAGGGAGGAAAUGGCCGGGGCUGCCCUGGGAGGUCUCCAGGGCCCUGCAGUUGCCUGGCAUGAUUCUCAGUGGGCCUCUUUUCUCCCCAUGGCUGCCUUUGAUUUUUACUUUGACCAAUGGGUAAUGUUGAUUUGACACCCCUGCUCCCCCAUUUCCGAUGUAGAUCUUCUUCCUUGCUUGUUUCUGAUAAGAUCUUCAUUCACCCCUUUUUCCCUGGCAGGAAGAGGGUGCCAUUUGGUGGUUCAACUCAGGUGUCCAAAUGUCUUGCGCUGACGCUGGGUAAAGGCUAAUGGGAGAACAGGGAGGCAAGGGAGGAAGACACACUUCUGAUCAUUCCCCAGGGACUCUUGCUUCUUCUGCCCUUCCCUUCCCAUUCUGCCUUCUGCUUUAAGGCAGCUGCGGGCGAGGCCAGCGCUGGAGCUGAAGAUGUCCAGAAUCCUAGAAUUGUAGAACAGUAGAGAUGGGACCCCGAGAGUCGUCUAGUCCACCCCCCUUCAAUGCAGGAACCGAGGACAGGUCACAAGUUAGAACUGAAGGUCAUCUCAGGAGAGCUUGGGGCAUGGAUGGCUCUGGGUGAAACACUCAUAAUUUCUGCAACCCAUGGCAGGCUGCACCAGAGUAGCCUGCCAGCCCCAGGCCCUCUGCAGCUUGGUGCAAAGGGGAAUCAAACCCAGGGACCUGGCUCUGCCCUGGCUGGGUUAAUCUGGUUCUCUCUUAAGCUUCUCUUGUGUGAAAAAUCUAUCCAACAUGUAAUUCAAAUUUGCUGCAGUGAAGAAGCAGGUGGCUCCUCAGUCCUUGCUCACGUGAGCUGCCUGAAUUGGCAUAUAGCUACUAAGUGUCUCCCCUCUCCCGCCUUCAAAAUGCCUGCUUUUAGUCAACCCAAAAUAUCACAGAGGCAUUUGGCUUCUACGCAGGUGCUGCUGAUCUACAUAAACAGUUUUCACUGUAGGAAAGCAAACAGGGAGUGAUUCCAGACCCCACUUCUAGAAUAGAUGGUUGUAAAAUCCAACUCAGAAACCUCCGUUCAUCUUUUGGGACAGUAGCAUGUUUUGUAUUUUCAGUCUUCUGCAUAUUAUUCCACUUCUACAGCUUAUGCUCUAGUAACAUCAUCUCAACUCCCUUGCAGGUCACAAGCAGCAGGGUGAAAUUUUUAGAUGGCCCGGGAGGAGAAAUUGGAGGCCCCGUGGUGUUCUGAUCCUCCUGUGCUGUGAUUCCCCUUUUGAGGAUUGCAUACAAUGUUGGGCAGAUGAUAAAACACAGUUCUGUCCACUUUUGUAGCUAGCCCUGUCUGUGGUUUAUAAAAGGCUGGCAAGAGUGAGCAGGGCUACAGCUGUUUUGCUGUAGUGAUUUCCCUGUUUCUGAAAGGAAUCUUCUACAGCACAAUCCUGGGCAUCUCUACACGAAAGCCAGUCCCCUUAAGUUCAGUGGGGCUUCCUGCCAGCUAACUGUAUAGCAGACUUUGCCAACUGAGUGUCCUGCACUAGAAGUUUCAUCAGCCCCAGUGAGCGCUACCCUCACCCCAGGAGCUCCUCAUGUGGAGGUGGCUUGGAUCUGUUCCUCUCAGUCCCACAGCUGGGUGGUUCUAUCCAGGCACAGAGCCCCUGCGGAAUCUGUUUCCUGUGUUCUGCUCAUGGCUCCUCUUAGCCACACAUUGCAUAGAUGUGCAGUGGCAGAGCACAUCCUGUGCAUGGCAGAGGUCCCAGAUUCAACCUUUGGAGAGCAACUGCCAAUCAGUGUGGUCUUCCCUAGCUUGGUGCCCUCCAGAUGUUGGAGUAUAGCUGCUCUGGUGGGUGAAGUUAGGAGCAGAAGUCCAGAACACCAACCAGGUCGAAGAAGGCUGGUGUAUAGGAUUGCAGUCCUAAGUCUAUGUAAAGGCAGUGUAGUGCACUGGUUGGAGUGUUGGGCUUGAAGCUGGGAAAUCUGUGUUCAAAUCCCCAGGGCUGGGCCACCCAUGAGGCAAGGUGAGGCUACUGCCUCAGGCAGCAGGAUCCACCAGGGCAGCAGAUCUGAAUGUUGUUCUUCCUUCCCCCUGGUUCCUGAUAUAGAUCUUCCCUCAUCCCUUCUUCCCUGGCACCAUUUUGGGGUCUGCCUCAAAAUCCCUACAAAAGCCCUUCAAAUCCCUACUCUUUGGGUGACCGUGGGCCAGUUACCCUCUCUCAGGCUAUAAUCCAACUCCAUAGGCUUGCUGUGAGAAUAACCUUGUUCACUGUCCUGAGCUCUUUGAAGGAGCAGAAGGAUACAAAUGUGAACCAGGUUUCUACAGCUAACACAGUGACAGUGUAGUAAUUUUAAUGUGGUUAAAAAAACUGAUUUAUGGUCUAAUGUUUUACAAUUUUUUAUGUGCUGUAAGCAGCCCAGAGUGGCUGGGGAAGCCCAGCCAGAUGGGCGGGGUACAAAUAUCAUCAUCAUCAUCAAGGUAUACUUAGAAAAAUGCAGAAGCCAGUAUCCAAACCCCCCUGCACCAUUGCUUUUGUGCUCCCAAGAAAAGCCGAGUUUCUUGAGAAGUUUUGCCAUUUGCACAGUGGAUUGCUUCUGAAACAUACAGUGAAACAGGUAUGUGUCUCUGCUGUUCAAAAGGAGGGAGCAUCUCCAAGGGUGGAAUGAAGCCUUUGGGCAUGCCUGAAGUAGCUCUUUCAGUCUCGCUUUUGUAUCUUCGUCAUAUCUGCUAACAAAGGUUGAACACCAUUGGGUGGAAAGACAAAAGCAAAUCAACACAAACUAGGGAUGUCAUCAGGACAAGACAAUUUGUGCUUACGUGUAAACUAUGUGCAAACUUUAAAAACAACAAAUUGUCAGAACUCAGAACUUGAUCAGUUGCUGCCCUGGGGUCCUUUUGGAUAUACAUUAAAUGAUGAUGAUGAUAUAGUUAAAUUGUACCGUUAUUAACUGGACACAGGAACCUUGUAUACUAACACUGUUGUAAUACACACUGAGAUCGUAAACCACUUCUCUGGGCUUUACCCCUUUUGGACAGCAGGUGGGAGCUUUCAUGACUCUCUGUUGCCUUGCCUUAGUCUCAAAUUGCUCUCUUAUCCACAGGCUACAUCCAGAAGAUUAAAUCUGGGGAAGACUUUGAAUCCUUAGCAUCACAAUUCAGUGACUGCAGCUCAGCCAAGGCAGGAGGAGACCUGGGUGCUUUUGGAAGGGGUGAGUAGAGAAAGGGUUUCACAUGGUGCAUUGUGUGAACUGCCCUGAGAUACUACUAUAAAACUUAAUCAGUCAACAAAUGAUAAAUACCACUCCCCAAGCAGAGGGAGGUGUUAAAAGGAGGACUGCAAGCCUGCCCCUCUCUGAUGAGAGGUUUCUUUCUGCACACACCUUACAAGAAAUGGAGCUGGAUGCCUUGGAAUACAGUGAAUCAUGAAGUCAGUGAUGGUGCUUCAAAUCACUCACGUUGUACGCAAGCACUGGGUUAUUGGCUCUCCGGUUUGAAGAGGCACACACUGAUUGAAAAUAGCUCUGUGCUGAGCCUCAGCCGCCUUGGCUAAUAACAGUGCAGACCUUGCUGGACAGAUGGUGCAUUAGGAAGCAGGUUCCCCAGCACAAUUGAUGUGGCCUUGAUAAUAGCACUGUAGAGAGAAAGGCCUGCUUCCCCGCCCCCUGUAUGAAAUGUGAGGGCCCCUCUCCAUUCUCUUGUCCUCAGCCACCGUGGAGGAGGCAGCCUCAGUCCUGGGUGUCCUGAGAGUCCUGGCACGCUGACAGGGAGAGACUUUCCUCAGCACCAGCCGCAACUCUUUUAUAUCCUUCAGGGCUGCUGUUGUUGAGGGCCACAUGCCCAUGGCAGGGACUGCAUACAGGUGUUGUGCAGAGCUGAUGAUGAGCAGAGACAAAAGUGUUCUGGAUUAACUCAUCUGGAAUAAAGAUUGCCCUCUUUCAACUGUCAACUCAGAUUAGAAUUCCCAAUCCUAUGCUGGCCUACUUGGGUUUGAUGGGACUACUUUCAAAUAAGCAUACAGGGGGAUUUUAUAUUUUUCCUACAGCAGACGAAUACAUCCAUUGCCAUGGAAUACAAGUGAAAGUAAUUCCUAAGUGAGAGUAAUUCCGACCCUCGUGUGCUGCCCCCACACAAAAGCACAUGGCAGAAGUCUCUCAAGUUGUUCUUAAAAUUACUGGGGGACAAUGAUAUACUGCCCCUUCCAAUUGUUCUGAAGUUGUAAUGCUGGGGGCACAUUUUAAAAGCCACACCUUGACCCAUAGCUUCCCACUCCCUGUCUGUUUUUCCACUGCUGUGGUUGCCCUGCGCCAUGGCUGGCCUUGCCUUCUUAGGCUCUCCAGUCUGACUUACUAAGGGUUCCCCCUUACCUCUCUCUUUGGCUUGAGUGUCCUCAGAGUAGUUAGCUCUGCCUGCCUGCUGGAGGCCAACCUUGGAGACGGUGAGGCUGUUUACAUCCUCCUCUUGCCUGUGCUUGACUUGCUGUGACUAUAACAAAGAGAAAUGCGCAGAGAGGGCACGGUGGUGCUGUGUGCGCAUGCUGCUCCAAGUCUCUUAUCUGGACUGUGUUGUGGUCAUGCUGUGUUGCUGUGCUCUUGAAAGGAAUUUGGAGCAGUUUCGGAAGAGAAGGAUCCUGGUUAAGUGAACUGGGGUCUCUGGCCUCAAACAAGCCGCUCACAGAAGUUCUUUUGCUAUUAUUGUGGUGUUCCAGGGCAUUGUAGGCUGAGCACUUCAUCGUCUGCCCUCUUGCUCCCCAAAGGAUCAUAGGGAAUUGACUGGUCUUUCCCAUCUGUUACAACUUAAGGCCUUUCUCUACUUUGUUCCAUAUGAUUAAGCUUUCUGUCUACAGCAUCACACCAGCUGAGGCAUGGCUUCUUUCCUUCAGCAGGCUUCCGCUGUGUGUUUUGUAUUAAAGGAUACCUGCUCUUUAACGAUUUUGCCACGUGGAGGUUGUUCCUCCUCUGUAUCGUACCCCCCUGCUGUGUUAUACAUUUCAUUGAUCAUCUGCCUUUGGCCAGCAUCAUAGAGCUGGAAGGGAUACUAUGGGCUAUAUAACUUUGCCCCUAGGCAUGUGGCCUAAGGCUGCUGGGUCCUGCAUUUCUGCAGUUUCAUCCUGAAACUGAAGAAAUGAGAUAUCCUCCGUGGGCUGCUUCUGCUAUUUCCCCAAAUUCUUCAAGUUUGCCAAAAGAAGCUUGGGGGGAAACGAAGUAGUGCUCAGAGGUGACUGGGCAGCUUCUGUUGCUCAGAGGUAGAUCUUCAAUGCCUUGCACAGCUCUCCUGUCUUUCACUUUUAAUAUUACUUAUUUUCAGACCUGAGUAUGCCAUGGAUUGUAUCCCGUGGUGCUGACAAAAGGCACUUUAAUUCACUGGAGCAGGAAGACUGGCUGUUUUUUUAAUUCCCCUGACGCCACCCCCACCCCCUGGAGCCCUCCAAAGAGCCCCACAGGUCUCUUAACCAUCAAUGUGCCUCCAGUCCCCUUAGGCUUCACACUAAAAGGGGCUGUAGCUCAGGAAGAGGGUACGUUGUUUCUAUGGGGACGUCCCUCCCCCACCCCCACAACCUGCAGCAUCUUCCAUGAGAAAGGACCACAGGGAGCAGGCAAUGGGACGUACAGGGCCAGGUAGAGCAAGAGUUGCCCCUUCAGCACCUGCAUCUUCAUGUAUGCGCCAGGAGCAAGGGAAGCGGGUGCAUAGACGUUUGCUUCUUGUAAAUGGUACGUUCUGCUUCUGCUCAUGAUGGGGAAGAGGAGAGACCAAUCCUGAGUGCCGGAGCCCUCCAGUUUGCCAGUUCUGUUGCAGCCUGAGCUUCUGAAGUCAUGCUUGCAGGCUUAAAGGCCUGAAAUUGGCUUUAAAAAAUGGGUGUUGUGACUGGUGCCAUUUUCUGUUCUUGCAUUGGCACAGUUUCUGGAUAUUGGGUGGGGAAUGACAUUGGAUUACACUGGACAAGUGAGAGGGAUUUAGGAUUAAAGAGCAACACUAUUGAAAAGUGAUGUAGACAGUGGACCUCCUCUAUCUAUCUAUGGUGCUUUUGAGUUUGUAUCUUGAAACUGUCCUGCUACUUUUUAAACUUGAAAGAUAAGGCUCUGAGAGUCUCAGUGAGCAAGACGAGCCUGUCCAUAGGGUUGCUUGUCCUCAAGGGGCAACUGAACCACCAACACAAUAAAAUAGUAUGAAAUUUGUUUUGUGUGUCUGUGCAUUAUUCUGGGGAGUGAGUCCCCAGAUUUCGGCAGAUUCUCCAAGGGGUCCAGGACCCCCACUGAUUUCAGAACAGUGAGUCAGUAGACCUUGGCAUUCUCCCAGUGAUAGCUUUUCAGGAGCACAGCAGGGUGUAAAAGCGUCUCCACAGCAAGUGACCAAGUGACCUCAGAGCGGGAGGGUGGAUUUCUGUCGGGAGCCUGAUGGGAGACGGGUGGCAAGUUAUGAGGUCCCUCUGGCCCUGUGUGUUGCCAGUGUCAUUUGUGGAAGCACUCCAAGGCCAAGAGGCUGUUUCAGACUCUCUCAGCCCCAUUUUGGGAACUGUAACUUUGAUGAAGUGGGGGAAGCGUUCUCUGGCUUUUGACAAAGUUGAAAGAAAAAUGCCCAGCUCCAAGACUUUGGUGGCCAUGGAAAGGAGUCCAUCUUUGAAUAGGGGUGGGGUGGGGGGAGCCCCUGGCUUCACCCAGGAUACAUUUAUAUAGCCAAAGCUCUUGUGGGCAUCUCCCAAUGCCAUAAUCCCUAAUAGGGUUGAAAAAUGCCUUGGAAAAUCUGGAUGUAUGGCAGCCCACGUUGCUAAAAAACAGCAUUUUUUGUGAUUUUUGUCUAAAAAGCUCAACAACUUCUUUUCUGCCUUGCCUGUCUAGCAUUGGUUUGUGUUUGUUUAGCUGCUAGCCAAGGCACUGCUAACUUUAUCUAGCCAAAACUUAUUGUCAGGAAUCCGAAGUCUUGAUUUGCAUGGAGACACUGCUUUAUGUGCUCUUCAUCUUCAUUUCCAUGCAGGGCGCUGUUUUGACGACAAAUGGCAAGAAUUUCUUCCUCAGUCAAAUAUUUCCUGUUUUUUUAAAAAGAAAAAGAAAAAAGGAUGGUUACUAAUAUUGGCACAUUAUGGAUUGGGAAGUAAUGAAACAGCCAUUAAUCUUGGGCUGCUGGUGACGGGUUGUUUGGUCUCAUUUAGGAACUGUCAGCUCAGGCAUAAUCCUGGGUGACUUACAGAGGGAGAUGCUUUUAGAUAUGCAGCGAAGCUGCUGGAGUCCCUUUUGUCCACUGGGUGGCACUAAUGGCACAAGCAGCUGGUCUGCUCUUCCCAGGCAACACUGCCAGUCUCCUUCUCCUUAUUCAUUUUGGGGGGCUGCAAACCGUAAUUUAUGAGAGCUAUGAAUUCUGGUUACGUUUAGAGAUGGAACGGCUCAAGCAUUCCAAUUUAUCUUCUUCAAAAAAUAUUCCAGGUAAUUGACGUUUCCUCUUUUGGCUUUAUUGAAGCCCAGGCUGGGAGGCUAAACCUGUUUUUCCUCAUUCUGAAAUGAAGAUUUCUUGGCUUGAGAGUGAAAUUGGCUUUUAAAAAGAUCAAGUUGGGGAAGGGUUGGAAUGGGGCAGAGGAAUGUGCAUUCUUGGAGGCAAAAGGAAUCUCUCUCUCACACCCACACCCACACACCAGACUUGUUUGUCCAUGGAUAUGCAGCACCCUGGAAGCAUUCUAAGGAUCACCUCCUUGCCAGCCAACCAUGAUCCCCCAUGUCUUGCACUUGGGCUCCACCCUCCCCACCUGUUGGAGGAGCACCACUUCUUCCUGACAAUUCUGUUGCAUCCUCUGGCUAUGCUACUUCAUUUCUCAGUGCCACCAGCAGUCUGAGACCCCAGCCUGGCACCAUAGCUUUUCCAUAAGCCUUUUGCUGGUAAAACAUCUUCUAACUGCAUUAACCCAACUCUUGUGAUAUCCUAGGCCCCAUCUAUCCCCAACCCACCCCUGCAAAUGUUGGAUUUUUAUUGUGUGAAAUUUCAUCUUAGCUCUGUGGGUCCUCUUUCUAUUGUGUUGUUGAGGGCUUCCUGGGUGUGGUUGCUGCUUACAGUGAUCUUGGAGACCAGGGUUCAAAUCUCCGCUCACCUGGUAGCCUUGGGCCAGUCACUGGCUCUCAGCCUAACUCACCUCACAGGGCUGUUGUGGGUAUUAAAUGAGGAGGGGGAGAACCAUGAACCUUGAGCUCCUUGGAAGAAAAGGCAGUAUAAAAGUGCAAUAAAUAAUCCCUAUCUUUCUUCUGCCCACCUGCUCUAUAUUACUGUUUCGGGGGUUGGGAUCACCUUUUUGGAGGUGGCCCAUCCUGUGUACCCAUUUUUAAAUACCCAUGCACUAUGUACCUCUGAUUUUUAGAGUCUUGGAUAGAUUGCUGUCUCUCUCUCCCCACACCACCCCAGCCCUCUCAUGAAUGACACUUGUGGAAGACAAUGGGCCGAAGUUGUAAUGACUAAUCCUGGAAGAGGAAGUUUGGAGCUGCAGCUGGAAGAAAAGGCUGUGGAUUUAAAGCCUAAAGUAAAAUAUAUAAAUUGCACCCAGCCACCUCAGAGGCGCAAUGCAUGGCCCUGUGCAGAGCCUGCAAAGACAUUAGUAUAUCACCCAAAUGUCUUCCAUCUCAAAAAAAAAAAAAAAAAAAGGACAAACAAGAAAAAAGCCCUUCAAAGAUUCAUCUGUCAGAUGGUCAUUAAGCUUUCUGUGCCCAUCUCAUUCCUUCUGCAGUGGACUUACAAGGGUCGUAAACUUACAUGAGAUUUACUUGGCCUUUUCUGACCUGAUCCCUGUCACGUUGGGCAUCUCAAAACAGCAAGUGUUUGUGAAGGCUGUUGGUGCUGAGAUCAGGCAACAGAACACCCUCCUCCCUGCCCUCUCCUCCUUCUUGACUCUGGGCAUGCAAGUCUGCUGUGAGCGGUGCCCUUUUCUGUAGUUAAAAGCCUCAUUGUUUUGAGCUGGGAGCCGCAGACUUCUGGACCGCCUUAAAUUGGAUGCAGAAGAUGCUUGCUCUUCUGGUCUGCUGCAUCAGCUUGGGAGCUGGCUUUCUUACCCAAGCAUUUCUUGAGCUGUUGCUGUAAAAUGAACCCCGUGGCAUCUGGGUUGUUGCAGGGCAGUAUUUGCAGAAGUUGGGUCCAAAAAGCAGGCCUGGUGCCUGAUCUGGGGCUGUUCACAGAGAGGCCUACAAAAGAAAUUGGACAGGGAGGAGCAGUUGUCAAGGAAGGUGGAAGCACAGAGCAAGAGCCAUUUGAGGGAAUGGUUAGUCCUGCGACUAUCCUGGGACCAGUCUUGGCCCUCCUUCCUUUUUUCUGCUGUCAAAUGGGGACCAAUGGGGGUCUGGGCAAGCAGGAGAAUCUCAAGUAAGAUCAUUUCUCCCUGGAAUCCAUUGAGCAGCUGUCAUGGCUACGUCCAGGGCAUCCAGUUUCCAAGGGCACUUGAGCAGAGUGGCAUUCUGACUCAAAUGCUCCAUCUUUACAGCAGAGGGGCACCCUCUUCCAGGCUGCUGUUGCAACCUAGCAGUUUGAGUCAACCCUGUGCAAAGAGUCCUUUGUCUAGAGGGCUUGUUGCACAACGCAGGGGUGUGUGAGAGGGAGGAGGGGGGGAGGCAUGGCCUACAAGAGGUACAUCUGGCACCUUAAUUGUCCAGGUUUUGUCAUAUGUUGAUGACUCACCUCUUUACCCUUUCCUUCGAUGCUUGAGAGAAGUAUUUUUGAGUCCCACCCUGUUCUUGUGAUUGCAGUUUGUUUCCAACUGUUAGUAAUGUUUUAUAUGGUUGCGACCCUCCUGGGACAUUAUGGUGAAGGGCUGGUAAUAAAUCAAAUGGUUGAUUUUUAUAUAUAAAUGUUGCUGAAUGAGGUGGUAGGAUAAACUGUGGAAGGGGAGGGGGUAAAUCAGUUUUCAAGAUCCUCUCCUAUUAAAACAAAAACAAAAAACCACACCUCUGCAGCUAAUUGGCACAACAGGAAGAAGAUAAGAUUAGAAGCUUCUUACCUGAUGUACUAGUUUUCUACUUGUAGGAAGCCUUGUUCAUUGGCAAGUUUUUAUGCAGGGAGAGCAUUCAAACAUAGACGCCCCCACCUGCCAUCCCAUUUGGUGCACUCCAUCCUGACCCAUUAUCUCCCCCUCAUUUUGAUGGUCUUUGUGGACCAUCCUGACUGUGAGUAACAAGGAGAGAUUGGGUAGCAAACGAGGUGCAAAUAAAGGAGGACAGGAGCAACUCGGGACUAGUUUUAAAUGACUUGGAGUGCUUGAUUUAGAAGGUGUUUGCUCAUAUCUCUCAGAUAUUUGAGUCUUGGCUGAGGAUGCACAUAGCACUAUACUUCCCCCCCUUUUUUGCCGGUGAGCUCAUUUAAGGCUGGCCUGUUCAGUGUGUGUGCAUUUAUGGAUCACCCACCAUGUCAAUUUGGUACAACUCAAACGUUGGACCGUUUUUGCAGAGUGGAGUGUGUGUUUGUCUGCCUAGUAUCAGAGACAUGGCAAGCUGGAGACUUGCCAAGAGAGAGAACAUGCAUAUGUAUCCAAUAAUGAAGAAUUAAUUAUUUUAUGUUAGCCCUGAUGAAGAUCUUUUAGAUUGUCCCCAAACUUUCAGGCUCGUUCAUAAGAUCAGAGCAAAGGUCACAUCCAAAUCCUAGACUAGGGACCUGUGGUCACUGGCACACAUUGGCCACCCAAAUACUUGAGCUCAUGUAAUUGCUUGUCUGCUUUAUUUUCUUACCUUGUUCUGGUCUCUUGAGGAGCCAACAAUGACAAAAUUUGCUAUCCCUUAUAUGUGUUCUUGCGUCUUGUUUCAAGGUAACACUUGAUCUGAUGUCUUUUGUCCUCUUCCAGUGUUUAAUUGAAAUCUCUUUUCCAUCUGACAGGUCAAAUGCAGAAACCCUUUGAAGAUGCCUCGUUUGCGCUGAGGCCUGGCGAGAUGAGUGGACCAGUAUUCACAGAUUCAGGGAUCCAUAUCAUCCUGCGUACAGAGUGAAAGUGCCUUGGCGCGACACACUUGGAAAGGAAAGGGUGGUGGGGAAAAGGAACAAGAGAACCUUUAUUCCAACCCCUCUGUGCGCUCUCUAUCCCUGAACAAACUCCAUAUCUAGCUUUUCAUUUGUUUUUUUAUUUUAUAUAUGGAAAAACACACCCCUUGUUUCCAUAUCUCAGUGCCUCCUUUGGCACCUCAAUGCAAUGUCUUUCCCCACCUGUAGAGAUGCAUGGUUAGCCGAGGCAGAAAAUGCAUUUGAAACUAAGAGACAGCAGCAUCUUUCAUAGGCACAGUGAGGAGGAUGUUUUAAAGGAAAUAAAUAAAUAAACCCACAGCCACUUGAGUCUGAUAUUGACGAUUUCUCCUGUUCAGGAGACGCGCCUGUGCUGCAGGGUCAUACUUCAACGCUUUCUCUCCACAUCCAACUUGUAAUAGAGUUAUUUAUUACAGGGCUCCACUGAUGGUGGCAAAACUUAGCUCUUGGUGUUUUAGAUAGAAAGAAAAUAUAUUCCACUAGUGUCUGCCCUUGUUUAGGUUAAAACGUAAUGCCUCCUCCCCCACCCCACCCCUAUCCUCUUCUCUCGCUUGGAAUUCAGGGCAUUGAGUUUUACAGUUGACCAAUCAUUGCUAAAUUGCUCUUGGAUCCGUAAUGAAAGCCAUUAUUCUGCAGUAUGGCCUGGCAGAUUCCCUUUGAAUUGUGAAUUCAAAUAAUUUAUACAGUGCCCUAACUGAGCUAUGAUAAUCCAUGCAUGGAGCCCACCGGGCUUCUCCAUUUACUUCCAUAGAGGGGGAAUUUUCCAUGUGUGCAAAGGGAUGUGCAGGUGGCAUUGCCCCCUUCAUGGAAGUGCAUGGAAGAGAACUGCUUGGGGGGGGGGAAUUUGGAGCGGGUGUCUGAGCAUGCCCAGGGCUCUGGAUCCGGAGGCCCAGCUUUGAACCUGUCAUGUUGGCUUCCAGUAUGUUUUCAUGUUGACUUAAAACUUGAAGAUGCCUUUUAAGGACAAGCAAAGACUUUAGCCAUUGAUGCCCUUCCCAUUCAGCUCUUCCCCCUCCCCAAAUUUAUACCUGUGUAAAAUGAUAUUACAAUUAAUUGUAUGUUAACCAUUCCUGUGUGCAGUUCUUGCUGUUGAAAUGCCAUCCCAAAGGAAGACCGUUAGACAUAGACUUCCAGGUUUUCCCCCCCUUUUCCUUUUUUUCAAAGAGGCAGGUCAUGAUUCAUUUGUGGUUUAAGAAUACUGUAAAGUCACCCUUUCAGUUAUGCUACGUUGCUUUCUGUUUACUAAGAUCAGUAAGGUUCCUACCAAUUUCCUCACUUUUGGUCUGAUGCAAGCAAGCUUUGUGUGUGUAUAUAGCUGUAUAGAGAGAGUGUGUUCGAGUUCUCUUAUGCAAGAAGAAUAAAAAAAAACCCUCACCUGUUAAACAUCAUAGGUUUGACCUUGUCCCUUUCUUUCUUGACAUCUCCUUGUAUGUAUCUCAUUUUGUUGUUUCUCUUGCAAGGUUUGAUCAUAAGCUGGAAUUCUUCAGGUAUAAAUAAAUAAAGUUUUUAGUGCAGGCCCCUGCAGCUUCUGAACCACC
This is a messenger RNA of Podarcis lilfordi (Lilford's wall lizard), 42036 nucleotides long. NCBI's taxonomy places the organism in Eukaryota, Metazoa, Chordata, Lepidosauria, Squamata, Lacertidae. The record is from the annotation of a GenBank genome assembly.